AUGCAUUCCCCAACCGCCUCCCUUAUCACCCUCGCCGCUCUCACCACUGCUGUUGCCGGCAAAAGUAUCGGACUACGCGCUGAAGGCACCAAUUCCACUGUCGGCCAGUAUUUACUCCGGACAGGAGGGAACGCAGGCACCAUAUAUAUAAACCUCUUGCCCAACUCAACCAACAACCCCAACAAGGUCGAAAUCGACAACAGCACCAAUCUAUGGAUCAACGGAGACGGUGGCCGCUAUGCGCUUAACCUUGACAUGGGGUCAAUACCACAAUAUGGACCCUCGAAUUUGUCUAGUUACUCUUACUCGUACGAUGGUGGUGGUGAACCUAUCCCGGACCCGACGCCUGGGUUUUCUUGGGGUAGUAUUGGUACACUAAACGCUUCGCACAAGUCUUUUCAUGGAUGGGUUUCGUGUAAUGACGCUGGAGAUGAUGAUCUGCAGGGGAAUUCUUUUAUGUGGGCUACGGCGCCAAUUCAGAAUCUGCCAUCUCCGUGUAAGCAGAUUGAUUUGGUUAAAUUCGAGUUUUGA
Molecule: messenger RNA, 531 nt
Organism: Talaromyces rugulosus
Lineage: Eukaryota; Fungi; Ascomycota; Eurotiomycetes; Eurotiales; Trichocomaceae
Exons: 1
Coding region: 1-531 (176 amino acids)
Source: RefSeq, a predicted model, not a curated record